GUUUUUUCUUACUUAUAGCUGACCUGCAUGAUUCUAGCCUUGAUGCGCGAAACGGAAUUGACUCAUCACAAAGAGGAAAGAGAGGCGCCCUCCCUUAUGCUCGAGCAGCACUUGAGCGGCGUUGUCGUGAGUCGACUCACAGAUGCGCUCAAUCCCAUUCUUUCUCGACCUCUACAUGACACCAACUGCACAUUCAACGUAAGAAAGAUGGAAAGAUCUGCAAGACGACGAACGUGUUGUGUUUCAGAAUGGGCAGCUGGAGGUGAAGAACCUUUCUCUGCGGCCGUCUCUGCUGGAGGAAGAUUACAGCCUCCCGUUCAGGAUCAGACAAAGUAAGGCUCGCAAUGUGACAGCUGCCAGCGCUUCCUUUCGUGUGCACGCAUUUGCUCCAGGUCAUGUGGGGCAGCUGCGGCUCAAGAUCCCGUGGAAUCUGUUUUCACCCAUCGAGCUGGAAGUGCAAGAUGUGUUGGCUAUCAUCGGUAUCCCAAACACCAACACACCAUGAACAUCGCGGCUUACUGGAGAGCCUUGUUCGUUUCCUUCAGAGUGUGUGCCUGAGGAUCAGUGGGAUUCAUCUACCGCCUCGUCGCGCGAGCAAGCAAGGCGCGACAAGCACCUCAAGAAACUUAUCGACAGGAGAAGGGGAAAGGGCGGCGGCGACUCGACGGCUGCUGGAGUAGGUGGGGGGAUACUCGGUGCGUUCGUGAAGCAUCAGCUCGGAUCCUGGCUGUUCAAUCGCAUACACAUCACUGUCACGUUAGACCACACCCAAAUAGAAGGGAAAACAAGAAAAAAGACGCUCGCAUCGCGUCUUGUUCUUGUGUGGGGGAUCAGGAAUGUUCACAUUCGCUACGAAGAUGCCCAUUCAGGUGUGUUUGCUUUCGCUGCUGGCGUUGUGCUGCCGGAGCUCACGCUGCACAGGCUCUCGCUCUCUGAGUCACUGAGUCGUCCGCCAAAUACGACGGACGCCACCCCAGACAAGCAAAAGGUGUGGAAGAGCACAUCAGGCAAUCUGCGAAGUACCCUCUGGACCGGCGGGCGUUGGGCUUCCUGCGUUGGGUGUGUGUCAGUCGCUUCGUGUUGUGACGGCCGUCUACUGGACGUCAUGCGAGCGGAUGUUCCUCGCAGACCAUCCUCAAUGGGAACAAGGUAUAUUAUUACGCCUUAUAGUCAAUGCAUGUAUCUCUUUCUGCCCUGCAGAGUUGCAUCAGAGCACCCGCCACGUCCAACAUGCAGCGUCAUCCCUCUCGUCGAGCAGACCCCACGUGUCAGAUCUCUCCAGCCCAGUGCCCCCUCCGCCUUUCCCCUCUACCCAUCACCCCCCUCCCAGGACACUCUAUCCGCCCAGCUUUUCAUCGGGCCGCGAGGGGCAGCGCUACUUGACGGGACCGCCAAUAGCUCACCGCGAUGGUCAGCGCAGGGUAUAUGGUGGGUUGCGGCUUCCCUGGCAUGGGAAGGCAGCUCGCGAGAAUGUCUAUGGAUAUCAGUAUGGCGGGGAGGGACACUUGCGGAUGGCUUACGUCUUGCCGCCAAGUAAGUCACCGAGUUUUUUCCUGUUCAGUCCGUGACAAUGCCCGUUUCAGCUUCGCUGUCGAUGGAGUUUGCAAGCCCCUGCCCAAAGACAGGUGAAGAAAAGACAGAACUGCACUUGCACUUGAUCCUUGCCUCUCUAUUAUCUUUCGUCUACAUCCUUUAGGCGCCAUGUUGUCCAUCGUCGGCCACAUCCCACCAGUCAGCGUCACGGUAGACCAGCUUAUACUGCAGGACAUUCACAGCCUGCAGGACCACACGAACGCAUGGCAAGCCUUCCAACGACACUGGUAUGCCUGCAGGCGCGGUCGCAUGAACUCAUGAUACGGAUGUCUUGUCUUUGUCCUCGUGAAUAUGCAGUUUUGAGUCUCCGUGGCGCUUCGGUGUUCUCCGGCCGUCUGUGCCUGCACACACGGACCCGAGAGCCUGGUGGCGGUAUGCAUUCAGGUGUCUGCGGCUGUGCCGCUGGGAGGCCAACCCGAUGGCCUACUGGUACACUCCGCCAAUUGUGACACUCCUCAAGUGGCACAGGACCUAUCUCAUGCUCCUCAGAAGGAAAAUCUAUCAGGGCAGCAGCAUGAGCGAGGUGGGCGGGAACAGAUCGACAGGUGAUUACUUCUUCGCUCUCUUGCUGCCAGGCUGACGAAUACAGGUUGACUUGCUGGGAGUCGUCGCUGUGUGUUCCCUUCAAGCUGUUGGACAUAUGGAGGUAAGCAUGUGUAAGCAUGACACUUGUGGGUGUUGAAUGUGUUACCGUAUGCCAGGCGUCAGGUAUUGGGCGACCCCUCAGUACCCCCAGAGGUAGCAAAGACAGCAACCAGAAGUCUCCACACCAUAUAUAAUAUUGUACAUUGCUCGGCGUCCUCUUCUUCACGUUCAGGACCUUGCACUGCUUGAAGGGAAGCGUCCAUUUUCGUCGUCCACGCCUUUUGCGCCCGCGCAUCCCUCGCAGGAUCAGCACGAGCCAUUCGACCACGACCUAACAUCGGAGCUGAUCGAAGGGGUGCAUUUUACCAGCACCAGGGUGUCAAGGCACAGCCAUAAGAUGCAGCAGGGAAGGGAGAAUCGAGCGCUGGAGAAGGGCUGGGGAGUUAAGAAAGAGGACGUGAAGAAUUUCCUCAGGCAAGGGCAUCACCGUGAUGUAGCACAGGGCAUGCCGCUUGGACGAAUCGCCGGGCAUUCCGUCUGCAGUGGGCUAUUUGGGUCGCAAGCUGCUGCCUUGGGAGAGGAAGAGCUCGAAAAGACGACUGCAGAACUACAGGUGAGAAUGACGGUCAACCGAAUGACCAUCGAACGUUCAUCGCCUUGACGACAACUUGGACAGACUGUCGUGGGCAACGCGUCCGGCCAGCCAGCUGUUUUGUCAUCCUUCGAGGCCCUCGAUGUAUGCUUCACCCUCUCGUGCCCGUCGAUACAGAUCGUGCUGGUGGAAGUGGCGUCCCGUGCAGCCUUUGCGACUCCACCCGAAGGGUACUUAGCAUUCCCCUUUGCCAGGGCACACCCGGACUGUCUCACACCAAGUGUACAGCGGCAGCAGACAUCCACGUACGGAAAGAAGCUCUGUCAGGCUAAUUGUGAAAAGCCGUGUAUUGUGCUCGUUUUUCUUGUUCUCAUUAGUUCGUUGCCCCACCGCACGUGGCGCCACCCCGACUCCCGACCUCUGGGACGCCAUGCUUUCGAGAUGCACCUCAAGGCCAUCCAAAUCUCGGGCACAAAGCGAGCCAUCGAAGGGUCAACAGGCGGUUUGAGGGCACAGGGCUCGAUUGGUGACGCCUAUGUGGGUGCUGUGGGUUUGCCGGAUGACUGUCCGACUGAUCAGUUCUCUUUUGUGCCUGUGGUGGGCGCAAAGGGCGAGGAGGGGGGAAGGAGGAUUUGUAUGGUGAAGGACGGCAUGGGUGGAGGCGAUGCAGUGUGUGAAGAUGGUGAGGCACGAAUGGUGUGCACACCGUCAUGUUGACAUCCCCACCUGCCCUCCGCCCACGUUUGCCUGCAGAUUUGUAUCGACACUGGAGCGAUGCUCUUCUCUGGGCUUCCCUUCCCCUCACAAACAAGCGGCUCACCGAGGUGCCUCUCCCUGCCGAUCCCCACACAGGGAGAAGGAAGGACAGCGGUGUGAGUUGCUUCGUGUCUGUUGAUGUGGACGAGAGCGUCUUGGUCAAAGUCAGGGGACCUGUUGUACAGAUGGCAAGGUGAACUGACUAUUGAUGGGAGUCUCAAUAGGACAACUGUUGUCCGUUCUGUGUCCUUAGAUCUUCUGUCAUGGCUCUUAAGUUCUUUGCCGAUCAUGCAUCGCUCCCCUCCGAGGCCCUCAUGAUGGACAAGAGCUACCGUCAAGUCAUUCCGGCUCUCCCAGUCACCUCUCCAUCGCGGCCGCAGGCCUCAUCUCGUGUGGUGCACCAGGAUGUCCGGCUGGAGGUGCAUCAUGGAUGUGCCGUCUUGCAGGGCAGUGGAGAUGUCGUGCCAAGAGGCGGCAGUGAAAGAGCUGGUGUGAGUGUGAUGGACGUACCUGCGGCUGUCGUCGAAGCGGAUGUCAUCAUCGUCACAGUAGAAAGGGAUGCCACCAGCCUUCGAGGUGCGGUGGAACAAAUGCGAUACACAGACCGGUACCUAUCUUGCUGUGCUUAUCGUACGACGCGUUUCAGGCAAGAUUGGUUCACAAAGCCCCGGCAGUGUGGCGCGUCACAUCCACACGCUCGUCCGCUUGGCGGCUAUCGAAAUGGGCAUCUACACGUGGCACGCCCUCGCCGACUGGUAUAACUUCGGGCGUCCCUGGAGCAAGAACGAAAGCACGGCCCACACAUUCUCCAAGUACCGACAGCGUGUCGACCAUGUGUUGGCCAUGCCAACAACAAGCGGCAAGAGCACCCCGCCCCCCAGCGACUCAUCUCUGCCCGAGUCGCCACCUCUUUCCGCUGUUGCCGCACUCUCGCUAUCGCCAGGCAGCUCUCCCUCGCUCCCCCCUUCAUCUAUCCCGCCAUCAGAGGGCGACAGUCCGGUCUUGUUCUUCCCCCUCUUCCGCGGCUCUGCGGAGAUUACGAUGGCGCUUCUGGCCGAGAAGGAUCCGUACGCCCACCUGACACUUAUCGAUCAGAGCGUUCGGGUUGCUGUCAGGGGCGGCCAGCUGGCGAUCGGUGACGUGCCUCUGGGACUUGUGGGCAGCAUACUGGAUGGCUUCGAUGUCAUUCUGCCAUCAAGAGGGCCACUGAUGAAGUCCGGCUGGCUCGCCGUGGACAGUGGCGAUGACACAAGACGGCAAGACGACAGACAAGGGGGCAUGAUGGCAGGCUUGAGGCUGCCCGCUUUGUCACUCCGGCAUACUUCCUCCCCUGCCACGCGUGAGCUGUAUUGGGCAGAGGUGUGUGCAUUGUCACGCGGUGGGAACCAGAAGGGCGCUCCGUGCAUCUACCUCUAUGCCUUUCCGUCGUCUUCUCUUCCCGCGAGGGUCCUGCAACCCACGUCGGUCAGCAUUGUGGGGCCCGCUGCUCGUGUUGAUCCAGAGGGACCGCCGCGCGAGCUGCGGUUCGAAUGUCUUGAGCAGGAUGGACAGGUGACAAGACACAGGAAUGAGACGACCCUCAGACAUGUGUCGAUGUGCUUGUGAUGUGCAGCGCGACAGGUUCCGCACUGUCGAGCCAGUUGGUGCAUCAUCGUGGGUCCGCACUUGGCAGCUGGCGCCCCCGUGUCUGUUGCCGACUGUGCUGCGCCGCCAAGAUGCCCCUCACUGGCACAGGAGCAUCCACGCCAGGGUGUUGUGUGACAAGCUGAUACUGCAGCUCGUCAAGGACCUCCAGCCGUCCAUCGAAAUCAGGUACAAAGGACUAGAAAUGAGCUGUUCCAGACUCGGAGCAUGAUCGGUCUCGAUUUGCGUGCAUGUAUUGCAGGUUGUUUGGGUUGGGGCUGGAUCUGGCCUCGAGUGCUACUCAGGGAACGAGCGUCCGUGCACUCAUGCGGGAUUUCCUCAUCGAGGAUGUCGGCUUCCCCCAACACGACAGGCGGCGGUUCAUGGGCGGCAGGCGGUCGUUCCACGACGGCAAAAAGGGCCAGCUUCCUCUUCUCGCCCCGUCCCUCCUGCCUUUUGCACUGCCGUCGAGCCCCUCACCUGUCCCGUCGCAUUCGCGAGGGAAGGGAGUAAGAGUGGGCGGCUUCGUCCUCGACAUGGACAUGAACGUCGACACUAUGCAGGGCGCCGUCACCCUGCAGCCCAUCGCACUAAGUCUGACGCCACUGACGGUGCGCCACGUUUGCGUGUGCGUGACGGCAAUGGCAGAGAGGCCCUUGCAGAGCGCCUUUGUGAGAGACGUGCAGCUGUACCUGCCCCCAAAGCAGAUCGUGCCCCGAGAGCCAUUGCCACACGUGUUGGUGGGGAUGAGGCGGCACUCGAUGGUCACAGUGAGGGUGGAGCGGGUGCACUUUAUCUGCCUACAGACACUGGGGUUCACCCAACAAGGUACAGUAUCCACACAGAGGAGAACCCUUUCAUAGUAGCAACACGCAUCCCCGUCUUCCUUGCUUCUCCUGUCGGCCAGGACUCGAGAUAGCUGGUGUGGAUGUAGGUGACCUGAUGCUUCGCAAGGGGUCCAAAGGGUGGCUGGUGCAGAUCGGCACUCUCCGCGUCAACGGGCCAGAGAUCCUCCCAUUCUUUCUAUCCCACACGUCACCCCACGCCCCAUCCAGUCCACAGACCCCCCCCAGCACAACCAAGAGUCUCAUUUUUGCCGCCCCAUCCCACUUUGCUGUGGACGAGGAGCCGCAAUCUGGCAAGUGGGUGGGCCACUCCUCGCUUGUCAGCUCUUCUGCGGCCCCCAUCGGCAAGCGGAGCACGGCCGUCAGCGGGCCCUGGAUCGAUGUGCGCUGCGGCACCGACACUGCGGCCCUGUCGUCGCUUGCGGAGCUGGUGUCGCGAGAGAGGGAUGGAGAGCUGGGUCAGCAGACUCUAGCUACGAAUAAGGAGGAGGGUGGCAGCGAUGCUAGUUACUACCAUAGUGAGCCGAGGGGUCACGAGCUCUCUGUGCGGGUGGCUCCUUCCAACCUGGUGGUGCAGAUGCGGCUCUUGGCGCCCUUGAUGGACUAUAUCAGCGACAUCAAGAACGGUCUCACCUUCCUGGAACUCCCCGACGCACCUCCCCCGACGGCUCGCGUCCAUGUGCCGCCGCCCCCGUCCCCUUCGCCCCUCCCCACCCCAGGGCGAGGCCAUGCACUCGAUGAGGACAUGGAGAGCAAGAUAGCGGCAGGGGUGCUGCGAUUCGUGGCCGAGCGGGGCAGGAACGAGAAGGGAGACGAGACCACCGAUGGGGAUGAAGAACAAGCAGAUGGAGCGAAGGGCGGGGCCGAGGGCGACAAGGGCAUCCAUGAGUCCCAACCUCGGUCGCAUGAGAGCAGUCACGGUGAUGAGCCAGUGUGGCUCGUGAGCCUAGAUGUGCACCUCCCGGUGGUCCAUGUGCCGUCAGCUGACCAUCCCGUGGUCGCUCGCGGGGAUGACGGCACGAGCGGUGCCCAGCAAGCCACCUUUGCUUAUUGCUAUAAUCCAUAUGGGAGGCGGAUCGUCCUCCGCACCGGUGAGCAAAGGGCAAUUCAAACGAGAUACACAAGUGCCAGGCAGGAUAUGUCUGUGUCUGCAGGUGUGGUCAGUGUGUCCUACUCGAUCAAGGAGUCCCUCACGUUCCCCCCGUUCCCUCUCCCGCCCCCACCUCUUCAUUCGUCCACCGGCCCCAUCCCCGACCCCUCUCCCUUCACGUUGCUUGGGUGCAUCCACCGUGCCACAUGGACGGGGUGCUCUAUCGACCUGGUGCAUCCACUCACCCUCCUGCAAUCAGACACGGCCGAUCAGCCCAAUGUGCAGAAUGUGCGUCAGAACAUCUCAUCUGAGAUUCGGGUCGAGCUGGGGCUGUGGGAAGGAUACGGGAGCGGGAUCGAUGGCUUGGAUCUUGUGCGCUACGCGUCGUGUGACGUCGGUACUGUGAGGUUUUGCGUGUCCCCUCACGUUUUGGGAGUGCUGAGGAGCGCCCUGCGAGGUGCAUCUCGGCUGCCUCUGCUGCCCCCACACAUGCCGCUGCAGCCGAGGACGGCCGCUAUGAAGGUAAGCAAAAAAGCAUGGGUUGUUCCUGUAGAGCACCUCUGACCUGCUGUUCGGUGUUUGAUCAGUCGGGAGCUGUGCGUGGGCCCUCCCCGUCCACGGCUCGGUCCUCUGCGUCUCUAGUGCGCUGGUCGCUAAUCAGGGGGGCGGCUGGGCAAGCAGGGAAGAGGCUACCAGGGCCUCGCUUUCUUGCGCAUGUCACGCUUGAAGGCAUAAAGGCACAGGUAAGUAAAGAACGAAAGCAGACCACGACAGGGGCAUAGCUUUCAUAGAGAAAAGUCUCUGAAAUCCCUGUUGCAGGUGUGUGACAGUGGGCGGUCUGGCGUGCUCGAGGGCCAGUUGACCGAUGUCGAUAUUUUGGUUGUCACUCCCCAGCCAUCACUGUGGUCAGAAGAUCCUGUCGAUAACGGCUCAGGCCGGGUGCCGCUCCUUCCUCUGCUAUCCAACACCGAGUAGGGUGGCUCGAUGGUACCGAUCCAUCCAGAUGUAUGGGUGACUACUGCAUGUGCAGGUCUACUUACUGCCGUGCUUCUGUUGGUCAUUUUGGUGUGGACGAGGCGGUCAUUGGAGUAUCUCAAAGCCAAUCGCAGCUGCCGGUCCUUCGGUUUAAAUCCGACGGCAAUCAAGAAAAUGGGCAUGUUCUCACGAUCGAAGCAGGUACGCAGAGCGCAACUGCAAGAGUCAUUCCACUCACCGUUGCUGUUUGUGCUCUGCAGGUCUUCGGCACGACGCCCCGAUUCGCUGUAUCGCAUGGGACGCUUCCCGCCAGGAUAGACUCGAAAUGUCUGACGAGUCCACCGUCACUCGUGUCACGGCCGUCAAUGUUGGGGCACCUGACAUCCACAUUCGCCCCACUAUGCUGCAGUCGGUGCUCAGGGUGCAGCGUGAGGCUGCCAGCAUGAUGCAAGACCAACCAGAUGCGACAGGACAGAGCGGUGACCGGCAUGCGUCCCUCGUCGAUGAAAUCAGCAAGGGCAUGUAUUAUGCAGGGCAGCAGAUCGGCCCGCGGGCGCAAUGGUUGGCGCAAAGGUAUCGGCAGUACUUCGAUGUCAUCAAGAACCAACCCACUCAGCACGAGCCGCGAAGCAGCCCCCCAUCUCCCUCCAACAGCCGGCACAAAGCAGCACCACCCCUUCCCACACCUUUCCAGGAUGACGACCUGUUGUCCUUGAUUGGCGUUUCCGCUGGUGCCGUGUUGAUGUGUCUCAUUGUGGACCGACUUGAGGUCUGUUGUCCUUCAGUGGGCCUGACGUGCCACUUGAUCAACGGAGCGACCAUGACGGCGACGGUAGAAGGGCUAAACAUGGAGUCAUCCGGCCAGACGGUGAUCGUGCAACGAAGCCCUCAGGGUACCAGCGCGAAAGAAAAGGUACGGAAAGGGAAGCAUGUAUCUGAUUUUGUUUGGAUUCAAUAUUGGCCUCCCUUUGUCAGGCUGACAUCGAGGUCUGCAGUGCCAUGAGUGCCUCCCUGUCAUCCAUUCACAUCCAUCGGGCUACCCCCGAGACGUCCGACUGUCCGUUUCCCCUCCUGAGGCCCUUUCCAGCCUCCAUCCACCUGAGUGUCUCACUCCCACUCCCUCGGCCCUUCCCCCUGCCCACCCACGCUGGAGCAGCCCCCCCUCCACUCCUCCCCCCAUCCGCCCCCGAACCCGCUGCACAGUGGGACGGGUCUAUGCCCACCGAAACGCAACAGGGUCGCCAGAAGUGGGACGCCGGAGAUGUCUGUGAAGGUCAUCUGCGGCCCAUGAUCAAGGGUGAUGUGAGAGCUGGGCCAGUGGUGCUGAGGGUGGGCUAUCGUGAUGCAAAGCGGCUGGCGGAUAUGCUGGAGGCCAUCAAAAACGCGGGCGACACUGGCCAGGAUGACUUUGGGACGGGAGAGCAAGACGGAAAGAGGCACCUCUUUUGCUACGGCACACAUGACGAUGGCAUACGUCAAGAGGAGAUGGGCAGGUGGGAGCACGUGUGGCCGCUACGUGACAUCUCCACAACAGGCGACCGUCGCCAAGGUAGCAGCACUGGGACGUCCCCCACACUGAUGCCCCGCCACUCGGUCGAAGCGUCCGCCUAUCGCCAAGCCAUGAGCCACUCGCCGUUCUUCCACCCGCUGUGGAAGUACCGCAAUAGCGUGCGACUUGACGACACCAUGGAGGCGUACUGGACUCAGCAAGUCAGCAAGGCCGCCAGCAUGCAAGACACGAGGAAGGCGGCUCUCGAGAGAGCCAGGAAGCGGGAGUGCGUUGCCCCGCUACCCCCUCUGUCGCUUGCAUCCCUGGCGUCCGUCGUGAAGCACAGCUGCACGUUUGCUGCUCUCGCAUCAACCGCUAUUCGGCACCCUUCGGACUUGAGAGUGGAGUUCCCAUCGGUGGACGUGGGCAUGCAUUUCGGUGAGGUUGAUGUGGUGCUUUGGAAUGACAUCAAGCCGCUCGUCAGGCCCAAGCCACUGCUGAAACUCGUGAUGGGUAAGGAGUCAAGGUACUGGGGGCCUCCGUUCCUAUCGACCGUCGUGCCGCCUGCUUUGUGAGGUGUAGGUCCUUCAUCUGUAACCAUCGCAUCUCAGUUGACGUCCCAUCCCCCAGAGGCCGCUGUGACUAUCGAAACGGCCACCAAUGUUUCUGCCAGGUGAGUAAUCGAACAGUGCCCGAGGAGUAAGGAAAAACCCACCAACUGCGUCGUGCCUGUUGGUGUUGAUUUCAGUAUUUGCGCGAGUCCGCUGCGUGUGUGGGAGCCCCUCGCCGAGCCGGUCGCAGUUGGACUGUCUGCUCAGCACAAGAUGGGACUGCCAGCGUCCCAGGGGGACAGCGGUGGUGCGUCUGCACAGACUGAUGUGCGGGUCGAUGUCAAGGGGCCAGUGCUGGUAAGUGACAAUGCGGACAGGGCAUGCACUCAGGAGUGAGUGUCGUGUACCUGUGUUCGUGCAGCUUUGCGUAAGUACCGCACAGUUGAUGGCCCUCAGAUCCAUCGUCGCCGAUCUGUCGCAAGACUGGCGAAGCAAGACACUGCCAAGCCCUCACUCGCCGCCCUCGUCUCUGUCCAGCACGGACGGUCGCAUCAUCCUGGCGUCCCAGGCGGCCAAAUGGGGAAAUCGUGGAACAAGGGUGGUGACACAGUGGGAGCCCAGGUGGAUCGCUAAUGUUCUGCAGCAACAACACCUCCAGCUGGCCGCCUUCAUGUCAGCCGUGAAGCAGGAGACGGGAGCGAAGAGAGGAGCCAGACUGUGGAAGGUCGUGAGGAGGCGGCUGCCCGAGAUCAUCGGCAAGGGGCACCGGGACGCGAUGAUGCGAUUCCGCGGUGUUGGACAGAUAACGCAGGCCAUCCUGCGUGACUAUCCUGUCAUCAUCCUCAAUCGUACGGGCCUGCCCGUCCGCAUCCGGCUCAUCUGGCGCCCAGGACAGCGCACUUGGGUUGAGGGGCACUUCGACGACGAGCCGGGUGACUCGAUAUACGAGCUGCCCCGACUGGAUGGGCAAGAGGGGCGCGAGAGGCAGAGGGGCUCCUACCAUAUCGCUGCCGGGACGGACUGCGGCAUUCCUCCGUCUGUUUAUGAUGACGAUACGCUGGUGGACGUUCACUUCAAGCACCCUCACUCAUCAGUUGCUGAUGAGACGUAUCUCGCCUCGAUCAGAGGGGUCGACCUCGCCCCUCUCCUCUUGCCCUCCCCACGAGCGACCAUCCUUCCUACCUCACCCCCCUCGACUGUUAUGCUCACUGUCAACCUAUCGGAGACCGGCAGGCGAAUCGUGCGCCUUGCCUCGCCCCUCCAAGUGGUCAAUGUCACUCCAUUACCGCUCACAGUGAGGGCUCUCAAGCCGACGAGUCACGUCGGGGCGAGCGAGGUGGCGUUUGAGUUCCCAUUGGUGCCCGAGGGGGGCGGAGGAGGGGUCUUGCCUGCAUACGAGACGUCAGUCACCUCCAUCCAGCUGAGAGCGGGUGCGUUGUGGAGCGCCGCCUUCGGACUCACUGCCGUGGCGGAACUCAUCAGGGCCAGCAGUAUGCCGGGGGCAGCUGCCCACGACCAGGGCUACCAAGAAGCAGACAAGACAUAUCGGGGGUUCGUGGUGAUCACUGAUGACAACGGGACGGCACACACGGUUCUGGUGACGGCUGCUGUCGAGAGUGCCAUGGUGCGACUUGCAAGCGGGUCUGUUCAUCCCCCUUCAUUCGCCCCCGUGCCUCUCUUCCGCACGGUGCUCUCGCUGAAGCCCCCAGUGCGCGUCAACAACUCGCUGCCCGUCCCUGUGCGCUUCCGUCUCGGCGGCUCUCCGUCCGACACCUACAUGUCAUCAGCAGCGUUCCUCCGGCCCUUCCACAGUGUUCCCGUGUUCUCGCACAGCACUGGUCGGGACAUCUGCGUGUCGGUGGCUGUCUAUGAUCUGCCCUGGAGUGAGCCAAGGUGUGUGUGGACCGGCACACAUGACACGCCUUUCAAUGCAUUGAGGGAAGUGGAUUCGUCGCCGCAUGUCCAGGAGGAUGAAAUCCCGCUGCAGGGCACCUGCGGGCGUCUGUGCAGUGUCGCCAUAGAGACGACCAGCGGCCAGAUCGAAGCGGCGGAGGACGUCACCCUGACCAUCCGAGCGCCGUUCUGGCUUGUGAGCCGACUUUACGAGCCCCUGGCGUUUGCAGUGCCCUCAUCCUCUCCACCCACGUCAGCUUGUGACGGCGGGCGGGGGAAAGCGUCUCGUGGGCUGCUUGAUGCGAGUGCCCUGACGGCUAGUCAGGGGAGCAGGGCGGGUACAGCCACGUUUGAUCUCGAGCUGGACAGCACGAGAGACUGGCCUCAUAUAGUGGAUACGCCCGGGUAAGAGGAGCAACCGAAGCAGGAACUAAGUCGCGGAAUCAUUGUCUGCUUGUCUGAUGUAGGCUGCGAUGGCUUGGCGGGAGGGCGCCAUUUCUCACCCACAGCCCCAAGCUAUCAGUGGCGGUGUGGGACGUGCCCCUUCACAUGUGGUGCCCCCCACCCACCUACGCACAUCUCAACCUGGCGGACCUCCAGACCAACAUGACCACAGCCAAUGCCACAUUCAAAUCUGGAUCGUCUUCGCGGCGAAUGGUGCCCAUUCGCGUGGGCCGCUUCGACGUCAUCGCUUCCACGCGUAGAGUGGAUCUUGGGGUCGGUGGGCAGCAGCGGUCUGCUUCGUCCACGUUGGUGGAGUUUCGCCCUCGAUUCCUGCUCUACAACUACACCGGAUGGGAGCUGGAGGUCAAGCAGGAUCUCGCUUACAUCCCUCCGCCGCUCACGACCACCCACCUACGACCAGGGGAGUGUCAGCCUUUUCACUUCAUCAAUGCGGACGUGGACUACGCGCUGGCCAUCCGGGUGGCAUCCAUCCCCCCGUUCCUCCGCAAUCGUGCAUGUACCGGAGCGUGCAGAAGGGCCGCUAGCCAGUCCACCACCGAGCAAGGGCACGAGCCAUUCAUGGGCCUGCGGAAUGCCGCCGGCAGUGAAGCGGAAAAAGGACCUGUCAAGAAGGACCGCAAAGUGGGUCGAUGGUUCACGCGCAGGCAAGGAGAAGAGGGGUCGACCAAGGCAGCAUCGGGUGCCGCGUCGCCAGCCGUCCGCGCCUCGGCUGGCCCGCCACCGAUGCUCAACAAGGACGUGCUCGGCUUCCUCUGCUGUGUGGAGAGACGGGCAGGCGAUGGUAGAGAGGGUGAUGGAGCACAGCGCCAUGGGGGCACGGGUGACUGUCGGUGUGUCUACGAGUGCGUGUGGACCGAGGGACUGUCCAUACUCACACCAACGGAGCGCACCAUGCCUCUGUGGGGGCCGAGACCGCCACCAAAGACGGAUGCGAGGCAGCGAUCAGGCGGUCAGCCAGCUGAUGAGGCAGCCACGGCGUCCCCCUUCGCAUGGCUUGACGCCAUGCUCAGCCAUCUGUACAGUUGUACCGCUGCUCGUGUCCGGGGGGGGGCGCAGGAGGGUGAAGGGCAAGCGGGAAAUCACAGUGGAAUCCCGGCUCUCCUGAGCGCAGUGCGGGCGGAGAUCGUGACGAGCGGCUCAGAUGGCGUGUCACAUGUGUUCUUCAUGCCCGCUGACCGGCCUGACAUCCAAAUUGAAAACCAUCUCAGUCAAGAGGCGGUCCUGAUAAGACAAGUACCUGUGCACAACGCAGCAUCAAAAUACUCUCACAGCUGAAGUCUCUUUUCUCUUCUAUUGUGUUCUGGUUUGGUGCUACAGUACGGUCAGACGUUGAGUGAGGAGUAUUCGAUGCUGCCGUCGUUGGAAGCCAUGCCCUUCUGGUGGCCGCACCCCCGCACCAUCCCCACAUACGGUGAAUAUCUGGAGGUCCGCGUGCCCACGUGCGAGGACGACUGGCUCAUUCUCGACCCGAAACAGCUCCUGGCCGACACCACCGCCAACGACGACAUGACCGCCACCGAGAGCCAUCCGCAUAUGAAGACCUACGAGUGAGUCAGUGAGUGGGCUAGUGAAUGACGCCCUGCUGCUAUGUCCGUUUUUGCGUUCGUCAGUGGCCGUUCUAUCUACAUCCGAUGUCGUUCUGAGGGCUCGACGAUCGUCAUCUCGCUGACAGACUUCGACCCUCGCAAUCCAACGGGGAUGAAGGCACAUAGUGGCCACCUCAACCACGCACCGGCGACGCUGCCCACUGGCAGGCAUGACUUCAUCCCAGUGGCAGUCAAACGAUCAAGGCGGGGUAAGAAAAGAGGAAGGCCGAGUGACAGCACAUGCAUACAGCGGUCUGCUACUUGGCUUUCCAUUUUCAGUGAACGUGUUCCUUCCUUCCGUCUCAUUCUCCGCCGUUGGGCUGACGUGUGAGCUCUUCCACCUGCGCGUCAGUGGCAUUUCUCUCGCUACUUUCAUGGCCAACCACCCGCAGAAGAGCAUGGUGUUUAGGGGUACCAUCGUCCGCUGUCAGCUGGACCAUCAGUGGACGGCACCAUCCCCCGACCUGGAGCCGCUGCAGCCAGGCAGCCCUCUCGAUGACAGUGGUGCGCACGGGGCUGUGUUUCCCGUCCUGCUGGCGCCUGCACGUGCAACUGAUCCGGAUCGGCCGCUGGUGGAAUUCUCACUGGGAAAAAGCUACUGGUGAGCAGUUGCAGGAAAGAAACAUGUAUGGGUCGGCUUAUGUUGUCCUUUUAUGUUCUCCCACUUAGCACUCAUGACGAAGCUCUGGAGUUGUCUCUGGCACAGCACUUUCGCCGCAGCACUCAGGUCUUGGGAAGUGCAUUGGGUUCGUCAACCAACAUCAUGCCGUCACCCAGGCGCAAGCCAAUGGCCACGGUCGAGGGGGCUGGCGACAGCCGACAUGGCGGCGCCUUGUCGGUCACGCCAUGUGUCGAUUAUCGCAGCGAGCGGCUGUUUGAGUGGGAUAUUGUCGGGUUCGCCGACCGGGAAGUGGGUCGCGGGGGAGUGGGCGACGGAGGGGUGACUUUCUUCGGCAAUCCGGCGGUCAAUCACUUCGAUUUCAUCAAAGUGGCUGUUGGGGACCUGGCAAUCAAGGUACGCAGCGGCCAUGACGUGCGUCGUAAGCCGAUUGCCCAAUCUUACAUUGUUUUGAGUGUAGCUUCAUGGUGUUUCUCUGAUUCGCUCGGUCAAGCCCUCCUACGUGGCUCUCACAUCCAGUAAGGGUCUGCACGUGAAAGAGGCAGAGGGAGGGCAAGCAUGAAUUUGUACUGUACGUGUUACGGGUGUUUCUGCUUGGUAGUUGGAUCUCCCAAGCCUUAUGGAGGAUCCUCAUUCGACAGCAUUUCGGAGUCUUUCCCGCUUUCCCCUCCCACCUCCACACGGACUCCCCUCUACUUCCAGACGCUCCAUUUCGGCGACUCACGCAUACGGCUGACAACGUGCCUGAAAGAGGUCACUCAGGUGCUGUCGGAUGCGUCUUCCUCGUGGUGGUCUGAGGGGGUGGCAGGGCGGCUUGUGAGCUGGGCAAUGGGUCUUGCCGAUCUGUCUGAUUUCGAGCUGAGCCUCCAGGGACUGCGGCUGAGGCAUCUCUUCAUCUUGAAUCAGUCGCUGGCGUCGCGAUGCAUGGAGCAUUACGUGCAGCAGCUCAUCACCCACGCACCCAUUCACUUGGCCAAGUCAACCACGACCUUUCUGGGCGACACGGUGACAAGGGGGAGCCGAUAUUGGUCUUGACAAAGUGCUUACUUUUGUGUGUGUGUAUGUUGGACUCGGCGAUUGUGCGAGUAGGUGGGCAGGGUCUCUACCAGUAUUUCCCGGCUGUGGAACCCCAACGCAGGUGUGCAGCACCUGGAGUCGAGGAUGCGGUACCCACGAUUGGUGCUUGGUCCUGCACGAUGCGUGACGGGUCUCAAUGAUGAAGCAUCACUCAUCUGCGAGAAGCUAAGCGGAGCACGAGCAGCUGAGGCAUGCUGUCUUGCGUAUCUCGUUGCUGGACCGAAGUUGUUGAUACUUCUGACCACCGAGGUGAGCAUGAUGUGCACACACUGAACAAGCUUGCGAUACCCAUGCGUGUUACGUCAGCUUCUCGUGAUCGAUGGAUUCCGGUCAUCAACCCCAACGCUCGUGGCGCGCAUCCCAUGGUUCCCUCACCUCUAUUCACUAAGUGUGCGGCAUUUGGAGCGACAGGCGGGCCCGCAACACUCGAUUCUUUCCCUUCUGUCCAGUGAGGUUUUGUGGGACAUGGGGUGGAUCAGGAGAGCGUCCUCCAGCCAAGUGGAGGUCCUUUUGGGGCCGCCACUGCCAGUGGCCAUGGACCAAGCAGAGACUUUCAGUGCGUUGACGCAUUGUAGAGUCAGCUGGCAAUGUGCUCGUCCCUUCUGCUCUGCACUUAUAUGGUACCUGUACAGACAUAUCAAUGUAUAGCCCAUCACGCAGACUGAUCGAUUCAAUGCGAGUACGCAUCGAUUGAAUCAGUCGCAUACAAGACAGAGCGGCAUGCAGGAGCAACCACUAAGGCGGUAGUAGACGAUAGAGUAACUAGGCUUCUCCUUUGAAAAGCCCGGAAGCCGCCGAGAAAUACCCGGAAGCCGCCAAUGAAUGAAUA
This is a messenger RNA of Vitrella brassicaformis, 16568 nucleotides long. The record is from the annotation of a GenBank genome assembly. NCBI's taxonomy places the organism in Eukaryota, Vitrellaceae.